AUGGACCACGGCGACGUCUCCCUCGCCGAGUUGGUGUCUCAGCUGCCGAAGGAGUUGCAGCAGCUGGCCCUCAACCUGACGCCAGAGGACACCGAGUUCUUCAAAACCCUGUUCGAGAACCGCUCCCGCCCGGUCUACGUGAACACCAGCACGCACGCGCAGUACAACCAGUCCAAGGCCUACCAGUAUUGCCACUUCGACUUCGUGGACUGGUACAGCGGCUGGCACUCGAGACUGGCCCUGUGCAUCGCUCUCUUCGGCGCCGUGGCCAACAUCCUCACCAUGACGACCCUCACCCGCAAGAACAUGGCCACGCCCACCAACCUCAUCCUCGUAGGCCUAGCUGUAGCGGACUUGAUGGUCGUCCUCGAGUACGUUCCUUACGCCGCCUCCAAGCUCCUCGGCGGGCAGCAACUGAAGGAAUCUUGGGAGCACGCGCUCUACGUCCUCGUUCAUGCGCAUCUGUCGCAGGUGUGCCAUACGAUCUCCAUUUGGCUCACCGUCUCCCUAGCUGUGUGGCGAUGGAUAGCAGUCAGCCGCCCUCACUCCGCCCCUACUUUCUGCACUCUGGUCAACGCCCGUCGACUCCUCGCGGGCGUGUACGUCGCCUGCCCUCUCCUGGCUACGCCCACGUUCCUCAUCUAUACCGUGGAGGAGACAGAAGACGUUUCGGGAGACAGCACUCGGACGGUUUACAAAGUCGAUUUCUCUCCCCUCGCCAAGGCGCAUGAUAAUUUGCUCAAGAACAUCUGCCUCCUCGUGUUCAGCGUGUUGGUGAAGCUCGUGCCCUGCCUGCUCUUGGCCCAGAUCAUGCCGGCGAUUAUCAGGGCCAUGUGGCUGGCCAAGGAACGCCGGCAGAAGCUGACGAACCGCAAACAUCAGCCCGCGAGUGUCAGUGCUGCCAGUACCCCCAGCGUGUUCGCCAGGGUCAGCCGUAGAGUGAAGGGGGCAUCGGGAGACGAGGUCGGGGGAGGUCAGGGCAAGCAGGCGCCGAAGAAGAAGGAGGGUUCAACUGAACGUACCACUUCGAUGCUGUUGGUGGUCAUGUUCCUCUUCCUCCUGACUGAGAUGCCACAGGGCCUCCUUACGGGCCUCUCGCUCAUCUAUGGCCCGGAUUUCUUCACCGACUGUUACAUGCAGCUGGCGGAUCCGAUGGACCUCCUCGCUCUCAUAAACUCCACCAUCAACUUCGUCCUGUACUGCGCCAUGAGUGUACAGUUCAGGUACACUUUCGCUGGCAUGUACUGCGGGUGUUGUUCGCGCCGCAAGGAAGCUGCGCCGCCGCCUCCUCUCUCCUCCAGACAGAACUGCGCGUCCAGUUUCAAUAUUUAACUAUUGUUUAAGGUCUUCUUGGGGUGUGGGUUACGUGUAUUUUUGUUUUUGUAAAUGUGUAGGUAUAUGGAUGGGUAUACAGGCGCAAGUACAUUCAUUCACACGGUAAGACACACAUUGAAAUAUAUAA
Molecule: messenger RNA, 1462 nt
Organism: Penaeus indicus
Lineage: Eukaryota; Metazoa; Arthropoda; Malacostraca; Decapoda; Penaeidae
Product: G-protein coupled receptor dmsr-1-like
Exons: 6
Coding region: 1-1332 (443 amino acids)
Biological process (GO): G protein-coupled receptor signaling pathway
Cellular component (GO): plasma membrane
Molecular function (GO): G protein-coupled peptide receptor activity
Source: RefSeq, a predicted model, not a curated record